Messenger RNA from Nasonia vitripennis (jewel wasp), 4064 nucleotides. Its product is annotated as profilin. Gene Ontology annotation, cellular component: cell cortex. The transcript is spliced from 3 exons. Gene Ontology annotation, molecular function: actin monomer binding. Bases 512 to 892 code for a protein of 126 amino acids. Lineage: Eukaryota; Metazoa; Arthropoda; Insecta; Hymenoptera; Pteromalidae. The record is from RefSeq and is a predicted model, not a curated record.
CUACGAAAAAAAUGGCCGCCGUCGCGUCGGCGCGCAGCAGUCGUCCGCGCAGAUGUCGCUCUCUCUCUCUCUCUCUCUCUCUCCCAGCGCGAUUAUACGUGGGUCGCGGGGGGUGUGUGUGUGUGUGAGGAUGGGCGGGGGACCGGCGGCGGCGGCACGAAUCGUCCCGAGCGCAGCGCGACGCAUAGUCGGCAGUCGCGAACUGAGUUGGACGGGUGACGGGCCUGAUUCUCUCUCUCUCUCUCUGCAGUGCAGUGAAGUUUCUCGAGAAGCAGCUACGCGCAUAUUCUGUCUCUCUUUUUUCGCACUUUCGGCGCCCUCUUUCUCUCCCCCGAACAUCAUCAAUUUUUCUCGCUCUCGCGCGCCGCGGAUCGAGAGAGUACGCAGACGUACACGCAGUGUCCAGACGGCAGUGCACGCGCCAACACACUAGCCAGCUAACGCUUUAGCUAGCUCUUCAUUUUUUGUUCUCCUCGUCGAGUCUCGACUCUCUCUCUCUCUACAAGCCACAAUGAGCUGGCAGGAUUACGUCGACAAGCAGCUGCUCGCCUCGAGAUGUGUGUCCAAAGCGGCGAUCGCCGGACACGACGGCAACGUCUGGGCAAAGUCCGAGGGCUUCGAAGUUAGCAAAGAGGAACUGGCAAAGCUGGCCCAAGGCUUCGAUGAGCAGGAACUGCUGACGUCGUCGGGGGUGACCCUUGCCGGCAAUAGGUAUAUCUAUCUGUCGGGCACAGACCGUGUGAUAAGGGCAAAGCUGGGCAAAGUCGGCGUACACUGCAUGAAGACGUCGCAGGCGGUCGUCGUAUCCCUCUACGAGGACCCGAUACAGCCACAGCAGGCCGCCUCCGUUGUCGAAAAGUUGGGCGACUACCUCCUGUCCUGCGGCUAUUAGUGAUCUUUGGGACCCAACACAAAUAUCUAUAAUUAAUAAUUAAAAAAAAACUAAACAAACGAUGCGGUCGACGAUGAUUUUAUAAAUGAUGAAGAAGAAUCAAGAAGAAGAAGAAGAAAGCGACGAAGUAGGUGGAGAGGAAGAUUAAAGGAACAGCGAAGGGAAGAACGUGCGCCGGCGCCACGCACGGCAGCGGCGCAGGCCCGCUGCUCACGAUUAAUAUACAAUACACACAGAGACACACGCAUACACUCGAGGUGAGGUGCUUCCUUAGAGGGAGCCCCUCGCCAGCUUCUCGCCGCCAACGUGAUCCGAGCUAUAAGCAAGCCAACAACAGCAGUCCUCGAUCCAGCUUACACCCCCUACUACUACUACUACUACUACUACUACAACUACCCAUCCAAGAAAGCACGUCGCGGCUGCGUACUAGAGACUCGAAGUUCGAUUCGCUCGCGCGACUUUUCGCGCAAGAUCCUUCGGAGAAGUCGGAGCAAUCGAGCCGUCGAGCUUCCACACGAGCGCCUUCUUCUCUUGACCUGACGUCACACGGAGCAUUAACUACAUCCAUCCCUCUGCAUGCAACAACAUCGAUCGACCACUCGGAGAACUCGUUUGCAAGGUUUUUUUGAUGAAAGAAGAGAUAAAGAGAGCCGAGAGAUUUUUCGCAGUGCAAGAGCGAGGAGCCAACAGCAUCGGCGGCGACACUUUCUUGAAUACUAUACAGCAAGGCAAUAGUGAUAAACAAGCAAAAACAAAAAAAAACAAUUUCUAUUAUUGGCGGAUGAGAUGAAAAUGAUGAAACAAAUACAUUAAGGUUUACAUUUUACGAAAAAAAACGACUCUCGAGAUGUAAUUUUGAAAAACCCCACAUCCAUCCAAUCACUCUGUAUAUUUCUGUAUUAUCUCUCUUCCUGCGUAUAUACAUUUCACACUCACGCCUCGCUCUCACUCGUCCUUUGGUCUUCCUCUGCGUUUGAUAAUUCGUUUUUUUUCUCCUCUUCGGUUGGCCCCUUCCCCUCCAGUUCUUUCUUUGUUUUAUUUUCUCUUUCUCAUCGACUCAUCGUAUUUUUACUUUUCCAGAUGCACACGCUCGCACGCGCGCUCGCUCAUGUAGCUUUCACACAAAUAUAGCCUUUCCUCUCGGCGGCGUACGUGCGUGCCUCGGUGCUUCUUUCUUUCCGUUGUUUUCUUUUUUCUCCGCUCGCGCACAAGCACACAUGCACACACACGCAAAGACACUCAACAGAGAGAAAGAGACGUGAUGAAUAAAAAAAAAAGAACAAAUAAAUUUGAUAAUGAUAAUACUCACAUACGCGCCCGAAUAUACUUUUCAUAAAUCGAGAAGAAGAAAAAACAGAUUUUGUACUUUGACGAUCGACCAUUACACGUAAUAGGCGUUAAAAGGAUGACGGGGCGGCGGCGGUGUCCGUGAUGACGAUUUGUUGUAUACUCUGUCGCUACACCGACAUCGCUCGCGCAAGCGUCAUUGAAUUAGGUUACAGUCUUUCGUACUAUAUGAUGAUAUAUACCAAGGAGUUGACGACGAUGAUACUUUUACCCUAAUACGCAUGAUAAUAUGAUGAUGUGUGCGUGCGUGCGUGGAAGGUAUAAAUUGUGGCUAUAAGAAGCAAGCGUAGAUAGAAAGAAUAUGCCCGAAUUCGCAGAGGGCUCCUUUUUUAUAUGAAAAUACGAUACAUACUUUAAUAUUGAAAAAAUGAAGAAGAAGAAAGAAAUGCGAAAGCUGCGCCGGGAAGAGUAAUAGAAAAUGUGUGCGACUGCGUUGUAGAGAUGCAGGAGGAAGGGAGGCCAAUCUUAGCGGGCGAGCGCAUAAGCGCGUGCAGAAAAUGGGGAGUAAGAGGCUGCUCGUGGAAAGCCGUGGGUGUAUGUGCGUGCCGCGUUGCUAAGAGUGCUCUUUUACCGCGCGCACCAAAUUAAAUCCGAUUCCACCGCUCGUAUACCACCAUCAUGUGUCUACCGGAAUUUUCGGUCCUCUUUCAGAGAGAGAGAGAGAGGGAGAGAGAGAGGAGGAUAGAUAGAAGUCGAGUCGCCAAGAGGUGAAAAGAUCCAACGAUGUAAGGCUCUCAAUUUAUAUACGUGCUUGAAUCUUUGAUGUUUACGAUUAUAUACAUUUUAUGACGACGGUUGUGUGUAUUUCAUAGAUUUAACGAGUGUACAUUAUUAUUAUAACUCGAAUCAUUUUUUUUUCGGUAAAGAGUCGAAAAAAGGGCACUCUUGUACGCUACUGAGAAGUCGAGAAGAGGAAAAAAAAUAACGACGAACAGAGAGAAAUAUUACGCGUGUGGGCUCGGUCGCUAUAUGUUAUUAUCAUUAUUAUUAUAUAAUUAUGUGGCUGCAGUAGCCCGUCGCACAAUCGCGCGGUACUUUUUAGCUAUUUACUGUCUCAUUAUUGCUAUAACGUGUAAAAGAGAGAGAGAGAAAAGAUAGAAAGAUGAAGUAAGAAAGUAAGAAAUGGUUUUAGAUUGGGUAAAGACACGCAGGCGAGGUUGAUAUACUAAUAAUAAUAAAAAAUAAAAAAAAUAGAGGGAGCAGAAGGCGACGAUUAUGAUUAUUACGAGAAUGAACGCACGUGUCAUAUUGCUGAGAUUUUUAUUAUAUAGGAAAGGGACUGGGGGCGCGUUUAAUGGAGAUUAAAGAAAAAUGAUGAAUAGUAAGAAUGCGAGGAUAAAGACGCAAGUCGCUGUAACACAUACACACAACGCAUCGAUUCGUUCAUUCAUUAUAAACACACUACUACAGCUAAACUACAGAAUAAUAUCGAAUGAACUUUUGCUCGUGAUGAAAUAAGAAAAAAAAUUAUAUUAUAUAAAUAUAUUAUUAUUAUAACACUAAACACGCAUACUCACACACACACACACACACACGCGAUUCACGUGUAAUACGCGAACAAAACGAGGAAACACGAGCGUCGGCUGCGGCUAGAGCUUUGAUAUUAAUAUAAUAACCAAGCGCGCGUACACGAUGAAAGUUUCUAUCUCGUUUCCGUGCUUUCGCGGAAGCUCACUCUCUCGCGCUAAUUAUUAUCGCCGCGCGCUACAGUGUGCCAUACUUAUGCCCCUCGAACGAAAGAAGACGCUCCGGAAAUUUUUGCCAGCCGUAGUCGCCGCUCGUGAACCGUCAAUUUUCGCCUCAUUUCAUUGUCGCUCUAAACAAA